Molecule: messenger RNA, 1791 nt
Organism: Symbiodinium necroappetens
Lineage: Eukaryota; Dinophyceae; Suessiales; Symbiodiniaceae
Source: the annotation of a GenBank genome assembly
AUGCCAAGUAACGGUCUUGAGAGUGGAGAUUCUGUGCGGCUAACAUCCACACAAGCCGCGAUCAAUUGGCAAGAGGCCCGGAGGCCACCAGGACAUUGGAAGGAGCGCUGGGAGCCUGAGCUGGACAAAGACCUUGCGAGGUCGCGUUCUAAGAAGCGCGGCCGCAGUGCCGACAGGGUGCCCGAAGCUGGCGAUGAAAAACAAGUCGGAAGGAAGAAGCAGAAACGCAUCGAAAAGCUCCAGGCAAAGAAGGCUCGGGUUGCAAACACGUCUGCGGCAGCUGCGAAAAAGGCAGCGGAUGAGGCGGCGGAAGCUGUAAAGGGCAAGGCGAAAGCCAAGGAUGGCCAACUCUCAAAGGGGGCGAUUGGCACUGGGCGGCUCAGCAUGGCCAGCGCAGAAAUUGAUGUUGAAGAGGCGAAGACCCCCGCGCCGGCGAAGGUAGGCUUCGCCGACAUCGCCAAGCACUUCGUGCUCAUGGGAUGGACAGCCUUCGGAGGACCUGCGGCACAUGUUGGACUGUUUCAGAAGACGUUCGUAGAACGGCUGGGGUGGAUGAGCGCCGACGUCUUCACCGAGCUUUUCGCAGUGUGCCAGUGCAUGCCUGGCCCCAGCUCUACGCAAAUGUCAUUUGCGCUGGGUACAACCAAGCAGGGUGUUGCCGGAGGGCUUCUCAGUGGCAUUCUGUUCCAGUAUCCUGGGGCUAUCAUGAUGACGAUUUUUGGGUUGACUGCCCACAAUUGGGCUACGCCGCAGGUCAUCAGCGACUACACCUGGCUGGCUGGCUUGGUCGGAGGUUUGAGCGCAGCUGGCGUGGCACUGGUAGCCUCGGCGGCCAUUGGACUUUGGAACAAGGCAUGCGGCUCUGCAGAUGCCAAGGCCUUAGCUGGAUUCUGCUGUAUCGUCUUGCUCUACUACUCGGCCGAACUCAUCGCGCCAGUUGAACGCAACGGUCGUAACUGGAUGUGGAUCUUCCCGACUCUGAUCAUCUUUGGUGGAGCUUUCACAUACCUUUGGCGUGGUCCGCUUCCUGAGUCAAAGACCUCUGCAGUUCCCACAGCAGAGGAAAGUGGGGUGGAGCAUUUUGGCCUUGGACCAAUAGGUGGUGCGAUGCUCAUCGUACUUGUGGCCCUUGUGUUCGUGGCAAGCUAUGUCCUGCCUUCGGUACUCGAGGAGUCCGACUUCAAGCGUUUGUUUUGGUUUUCGGCAUUUUGGCGGACAGGGACCGUGAUCUGGGGCGGUGGCCAGGUGGUGCUUCCAUUGCUUGAGAACGAGAUGGUGCCCACGGGCUGGGUGGACAAGUCUGUUUUCUUUGCUGGCCUGGCCCUGGCACAAGCAAUGCCUGGGCCUCUCUUCAAUUUUGCUGCCUUCCUUGGAGCAGCCGCUGGCUACAAGGCUUACAUGACGGUGGGAGAGGGCGUUUUGGGGGCUGUGCUUUGCUGGUUGGGUCUGUUUGGGCCUGGAGUUAUGCUCAUUUUCGGAAUCCUUCCCUUCUGGGGCCAGUUCCGUUCCAACGACACCUACAAACGGGCACUUCCGGGCCUCAACGCAGCAGCUGUGGGCCUUCUCUGUGCCGCCUUGGUCCAGAUGGGAGCCGGAGUACGGGAGAACAACACGAAGCCGAACGGCCCCAUUCCGAAAGAGGCAUCGACCUGCAUCGGCCUGAUUGCCUUCUGGGGAGUUCAUUGGCUCAAGUUUGCUGACCGGCCAAUGCUCAGUCAAGUCCAAGCCCCCAUCGUUGUUGUCGUGUGUGGCAUCCUCGGCCUUAUCUCGGGAGCAAUCGAAAUGCGAUGA